GGUGCGCUGUGUCCCUCUGACACAGCGGAUUACUGAUCCAUGGAAAGAGCCGAAGAUGUUGGCUCGGUCAUGUGAUCAGCUAUGUCCAAUCACAGCAAAUCACUGAUCAUCAGAGCACUGAUGAUCAGUGUAGCCCCAGCAAUGCCACCUGUCAAUGUCCAUCAGUUCCAGCUGUCAGUUCUCAUCAGUGCCACGUGCCAGUGCCCAUCAGUGCCAUAUCAAUGCCACAUGUCAGUGCCUACCAGUGCACAUCAAUGCCACAUAUCAGUGCCCAUCUGAGCUGCCAUUCAGUGUCACCCAUCAUUGCCAGUCAGUGCCACCUAUCAAUGCCAAUCAAUGCCACCUAGCAGUGCCUCCUAUCAGUGUGCAUCAGUGCCAUCUAUCAGUGCCCGUCAGUGCCGCCUAACAGUGCCAGUCAGUGCCACCUAACAGUGCC
Staurois parvus is the source of this 436-nucleotide messenger RNA. The record is from the annotation of a GenBank genome assembly. Lineage: Eukaryota; Metazoa; Chordata; Amphibia; Anura; Ranidae.